Messenger RNA from Sardina pilchardus (European sardine), 4089 nucleotides. It is a transcript of the gene fez2a, whose product is annotated as fasciculation and elongation protein zeta 2a. Gene Ontology annotation, cellular component: axon; cytoplasm. Lineage: Eukaryota; Metazoa; Chordata; Actinopteri; Clupeiformes; Clupeidae. The transcript is spliced from 10 exons. Bases 35 to 1228 code for a protein of 397 amino acids. The record is from RefSeq and is a predicted model, not a curated record.
UAGGACUGAACGACGAUCGGGCUGCGCUGCAGCUAUGGCGGCGCCGUUAGCUCAUUUCGAUGAUGAGUGGCAGGAUUUUAACGAAUUUAAAACGGUGUCCGGAAAGGAUCAUCAGCUAGACAGGGUUAAUCUGAACGUACAGGAUGUCACGGGGCUCUUAGAAGACUUCCCGGAGCUCGAUAACGGUUUCUCCGGGGAAAUCGGUAGUUUUAAAUCGAUGGAGGACCUGGUGAACGAUUUCGACGAGAAGUUGACAGUGUGUUUCCAAAAUUACAGAACCAAGACGGAAAAUAUAGCACCCGUGAGUCCAAUCGCCGAGGAAACUAUCCUGAAGAAUGACGAGAUCUGGAAUGCUCUGACGGACAACUACGGGAACAUCAUGCCCGUGGACUGGACACGGUCUCGGACCCGCUCCCUCCAUCUUCCCACACUCAACCUGAAUGAAGAAUCUAGAGUGGAUAACGUGAACCUUGACCUGUCAGACGACGAGGAGUUGAGGGAGCAGAUGGACAUGCACACCAUCAUUGUGUCCUGCAUCCACGAUGAGCCGCUGUUCACCGCAGAACAGGUUAUCGAGGAGAUAGAGGAGAUGAUGCAGGAUUCUCCAGACCUGGACGCUGAGCAGCACCCGUCUCAGUCUGACCUGUCUCUGCUCUCUCUCGAACUGCACAGGUCCAGCACCAGCCACAGCUACGAGGAACGAGUGCGGACACUGUGCAUGUCGGAGCUGACGGAGCUGCUGGAGGAGGUGGAGUCGGCCAUCCGGCGCUACUCGGAGGAGCUGGUGCAGCAGCUGGCUCUGCGGGACGAGCUGGACUUCGAGAAGGAGGUGAAGAACAGCUUCAUCUCGGUGCUCAUCGACGUGCAGAACCGCCAGAAGGAGCACCGCGAGCUCCUGAGGAAGAAGAAGAAGCUGAAGGCCGGCGGAGGAGGAGGUGGAGGAGGCGUUGCGAUGCCACCGGGCCGCUUUGACCGGAACCUCGGACCUGGAACACGCUUCAGCAUGGAGGGCAUCUCUACUGCCAUUCAAAAUGGUUUCCGACAAACUUUUGGGACUGGGGGCGGGGACAAACAGUAUCUGACCACCGUGAUACCUUACGAGAGGAAAGGAGGCCCCCCAUCAGUAGAAGACCUUCAGAUUCUCACCAAAAUUCUUCAGGCCAUGAGGGACGAUAGCGAUAAAGUGCCAAGUCUUCUAACAGACUACAUCCUCAAAGCUUUGGUGUGAGCAGACGGACAGAGAGUGCUCUGCCCCACAUAGAAACAGACGAAUUCUCACCAGUCCAUCAAAACGACACACUUCAAAAACAACAGGAAGGUUUUUUUUUUUCUCACUGUGAAUUUUGUAACAUACAACAUUCUUUAUUUAUAUAUGCAUGAGAUUUUGCCUUUCAUUAAGGGUCCUUUAUGUUUUUGUUUUUGUUUGUCUUUUGCAUGUUUACUACUGUGUGCAUACUGUACAGACUUCAAAAUGUCGCUGUGGGUUGGAAUCUUCAGCUUUGCAUUUUGCACUAAGCGUCCACAUUAAUGCUCAUAGUAUUUGGGCAUUUACAACAUGAGUCAAGACUUGCUUUUAGCUCAUAGUAUCCCACAGUACAAUGCAUGUAUGUUUGCAAACAACUAAGUACAACUUUGGGAAUAUUGUUGGUGAAAACAAUAAUGUCAAGAGGACUAUGAAUGAGUAUGAGGAGUUUGAACUAGUUGUGAUGGGCUAAAAAUGUGGCCAUUGAUUGAAAUAGGAAAGUGCAUCGGCAGUGGUGUUUAGAUUGAGGCUUACGGAUGUCGGUGACAGAUAUCAGUCGUGGUUUGGAAGCAUAACAUAGCGUCAUACAGCCAUGUGAGGCUGUGUUAGCCUUGCUGCAGACAUUUUUAAAAGGUGAUGUUAUUUAGUGAUUGUAUGCAUUAGUCCAAACUGUAAUGACUGUUUGUAUACCUCAGAGAGGUACAGGCAAGUUUCACCAAUCAUUUUAUGGUAUGAAAAAUAUAAUUUCAAACUCUUUGAAGAUCUUCAGUGAAGAGAUCAUAUCUGCUGUUAUAAGACCAGCCUUUAUGUGGCAUAUGAACAGUUUGAUUUAUUUAAAGUUUGAUUGAUUGCAUUUUUCUGAUAAUCCUACUGCAGGUGUGGACAUAAUUUAAUCAACUAACAUGUGAAAACAUGCUAUAAAAAUGUAAUAUAUUUUUCACUAACAAAAUAUGGAUUGUAAAAUUCAGACUUAGCACUGUAGAAAAUGUAUUUUAAGAUAUUCUCACAGAAGUUGCUUGCAACCACUGUUCUGUGUAGACUAUAGGAGGAAUGUAGGGUUUAAACCGAAGUAGCUUAGUGUGGAAUGAACAUUAUUCUGAUCUCAUCAACCAUCAGAAUCAGAACAUAGAAUCAGAACUGAUCCGAAUCAGAGCUUGGAAUCAGAACUGACCAGAAUCAGAGCUUAGAAUUAGAACUGAUCAGAAUCCUUUCCAAUCCGUUGCUGUGCAGAGUAAAGGCCUUCACGCACUGAGUCUGUAUAUUUUAAUACAACCUCACCUUAUGUCAAUCACGUUUGCAAACAGACAGCAAAACGUUCCAGAACAAGCUAGAUAUUUAGCAUUUUUUGCAUCUCUAUGAUGUCUGUGAAGGACAUGACCUACUGCAAUAUUAUGUAUUUGAUAGAACAGGAAACCGUGACACUGAACAAGUUUAUUUUUAGAUGCAGUAUUAGCAUCCCAUCUGAGCAUCAGACAGUCUAAAGCAGAUCCCAUGGUUCUCCAUACGGUCUAAAGCAGAUCCCAUGGUUCUCCAUACGGUCUAAAUCAGAUCCCAUGGUUCUCCAUACGGUCUAAAGCAGAUCCCAUGGUUCUCCAUACGGUCUAAAUCAGAUCCCAUGGUUCUCCAUACGGUCUAGGUCUUCGGGGUGUUGCAGUUCCAAUCCUAAGGAUUGAGUGUUGAUUUGGUAGUAUGAUAAAGGUUAAAUGAAAUGAUUAAUUACCCUACAAGCAUACCCAGUCCUUCGUCUUUACAGGGGGCAGCUGGGACAUUAGGGAAUGCCUAUAUGGGAAUAUACAGGAUGUGUAUGUGUAUAUAGGAUGAAUAUGUAAAUAGUAUGCUCACUUUAUGUGCAUCGCUCCUUUUGUGUGUCUCACACCGCAGAUUGCGAACUGAGAUUAAAUCAUGUUGUGGUUAAAUAACUAAGUCACCAAAACCACCAAAACCACCAAAACCUGUCAAAAUAUGCAGUAUCAGGCCGAGAGAUUGCGAUCUUCUGAAAGUGAUUACCUUUGUGACACUGAAACUGAACUAGCUCAAUAUUCUGGUAGCAAUAACAAACAACAGAGGCUCCAAGGAAAACAAUAACUACCUGAACCCUCCUUAGCGUUAUCAGUUGAGGACAUCUUGGACAGGCUCGAGGGAUAAACCAGUACAGAACCGUCCAGAAACUUGGAGGGAGGGAGGGAAAGACUUCUACUGUGUCUGCCAACACUGAGCAAAAAACACUAACACAGCUUACUGCAGCUUUAACUGUAUUUCAGUAGUUGGAGGAGGUGCUGGUCUAGGUAUACUGUAGCGUUGCAUAGAAGAAAAAGUUCUUGCUAGAGAGACUAUCAUCUAGAGCACACUCUCUCUUUUUGGUGGUGGUUGCUCAACGACACUUUCAGGAAACACAGUCCUGACUGGGUCAGAUCAGCUGAGUCGUGGUUCUGUAUUAGUAAAGGAGGGCAGUUUCCAGUGGGAUUAAUACAUGGGCCUUGUCCUAAACUCUUUUCACUGACGUUUUCCUUUCAUUUAUGACAGGUCUUGAUCCAUGUAUGGGAAACGACUCCCCGUUGUUAGGUUAGAUACAGCCUCUUUGUAUGGGAAACUGCUCCCCAUAGUUAGGUUAGAUACAGCCUCUUUGACAGCAUUAUCUCAGGCAUGUGGUGCACUUUUGUCUUUUGAUGUCAUUUUUUAUUUAUAUUUUUAUGUCUCCCUGUUUCCUUAAUGUCCUUGUUUACACUGUUCUUUUAAGGUUUAUUUACUGACUUGCUAAAUAGAUCUAACUUUUUGUCAAUGUUGCAUUUUCAGUGUAAAACCAAAAUAUUAUUUCAACUGAAUUGCAAUUAAAACUAUUUCUCUGA